Symbiodinium necroappetens is the source of this 1332-nucleotide messenger RNA. Lineage: Eukaryota; Dinophyceae; Suessiales; Symbiodiniaceae. The record is from the annotation of a GenBank genome assembly.
AUGGCAAGAGCAGAGCUAGAGGCUGUUGGCCGACAUGUGCACUGUGCAAGGGGACGCUUUUACUUCGAUGCAGUCGGAACUGACGGCAGACACGUCGUCCAGGCCCUCUCUGAAGUGCGACACGUCCGAAGCAUCCGGCGCAUUGCCGUCUCCGUCGAGGUGCGGCCUCCGGACCGGUCGAACCCGGCAGAUCUGCCAACAUUCUCCGCAGGGCAGCUCGCAGAGGCCAUGGACUCUUUUGGCCAUUGGGACGACGUGGAAGGCGACCUGAGAGCUUUGAACAUCUCGGUGCGGAGCUGCUGCGUGGUGAGUCGGCAAUUUCAGCAGCUUGCCCGGCUCCUCACUGCCGAUGUGGCCCACGAGCUGCACCGCGAGUUGGCACUUUGUCUGCAGCGCCGCUUCGGCUGGCAUCCUUGUGGGCGGGGUCGCUCCGCGGACCUUACGCUGCACCUGCACGUGGAGGGCUCCACACUUCGAGUCGAGGUUCCCCUCCUGCAGCAGCAGAAGGCCAAACUUGGUGGAGGCUUCCCGCACCAGGGUAUGCACCACGUGGAAGCAUGGGCCAUUGCAAGAAGCUUGGAUGUGCAGCCGGGAGAAACUGUUUUGGACCCCAUGUGCGGGAAGGGCACGAUCCUUGCAGAGGCAGCUGUGUGGUGGCCGAGGGCGAUCUACGUUGGUUGCGAUGCGGAUGCCCUUCAACUUGAGCAUUGCCGGCGCAAUUUCGAAUGGCUAGAGCAAAGUGUAGUUCUACAUCAGGCCAACACCACGCAGCCCGGCGGAACACCUCUGCUUGAUGCUUCUGUGGACAAGGUCGUAGUCGCCCCGCCUUGGGAUCGCCAGUUUGGCAUAAGCGGCAGCUUGGUGGCUUUUUACCAGCAGAUGCUGCAGGAGAUUUUUCGUGUGGUUCGCCCUGGUGGCAGAGUGGUGGUUUUCGCAAGCCGGAGAGUCCUGCCGAAGCUACUCGAGGCUUUGGAUCGCUCCUACGCGUCCCAGGGAGCAGUGAAGGCCGGCGCGAGCUGGCGUAUCACGGCCCAGCGCAGCUUUGCUCUGACCCGGGCGACCACGGGAGUCAUCCUCGUCCUUCGCUUCACGCCAGAGUGUUCGGAGGCUUCGCGCUUUCUGAGUUGGGAGGGGCGGGGAGCUCCGGAAGGCGGUCGCGAACUCUACGAGCACUGGCGCCAGCUCCGGGCGCAAGGCUUUCCAAGGCUGGAGGUUGCCCUGCCGGGCUUGGCGAAAGUGGAUAGUUCUGCAAAGACGGCGCCGGCUCUGCGACUGCUCGUUGCUCUCAUUUUCUGCGCAGGCGUCGUCUUGGGCCUGAGAAGCCGGGUCUGA